UUUGCAUCGACUUGGUUUCUGACACAUUUUGAAAAUCAAACCAUAUAAUUGGUUCAGAAUCAGUUAAUAAUUGUUAAAAUAUGUACAAUUUUUUAUUAAAAAAUUACAAUUGUUAUUAAGAUUGUUUGUUUUGAACUGCAGAAAAUUUCUGACAAGAGUGGCAAAUGCUUUUUUGUUUUUGUGACAGGAACUAGCACCCUUAGCAACCGUUUUGUUGACACAACACAGAAUACAUCAACAAUACGAGGUACUGGUAAAAAGGCGAUCAUCGUCCUGGUACUGACCAAAAAAGCACAGAUGGAGCGGUUCGCAGAGAUGUAAAUGUCUGUAAAAUGCCAUUAGCCUCUAAUAAAGAAAGUAAGCAGAACGAGAAAAACAGUAUUUUAGAUUUUAGCGUUUUAGGGAAGCAGAUCACUUUGAAGUCUAGGCCAAGUCCACCUUGUUCGCGGUCCUCUUCGAGAAUUGACACUGCAUUAAGACCGAUGUCUGCUACACCGACUCUUUUCCAUCAGCAGGAGAAGCACAGAAAAACACCACCGUGGACAAGGCCACAAUCUGCAGAUCAUUUGUCCCGGGGCACUCACAGAAGUAAAUUGGCAGCCAAAUUUGAAAGGACUGAUAGAAAACUUCACAAAAACCCUAGGAAAAAUGGUGGUUCAAUGGGUAAUCUUCUGGCGAGUAGUUCGUUUGAAGAUAAUUUAGAUUCGGAAACAUCAGUGACUCCGAGUCCUGUUCCUAGUCUCACUGAAGUGCUUAGAUCUGGCAAGCUCGAGCCAGGGCUUGUGGCGAAGCCACCAAUACCUCCAGUCGGAGGAAAUCCGAAAAAGCCUCAUAAGUCAAUGGAUGAUAUUAUAAAUAUAAAAUUUCAGAGGUGGUUUCCAGAGUCUGUGAUUCAAAAAUCUCCCUAUGCAAAUUGCAACGGUUUGAAUUAUACUGAAUUAAACAGCCCUACAAAGGUAAAAGAAAACUUGGAUAACGAAAUAUUUCCGACAGAAGAGAACCUACAACAACCGAGACACGCUCCCUCACAUUCAACUGAGAAUCUUACAAGGUUGCCCCAAAAUAAUCCAAAUGAAGAAACGAAAAUUCUAGAAUUUGAUAAUUUUAAGUUUGACGCUUACGAAGGGCCGAGAAUAGAUAUGCCUUCUAAAAAAAUUUCAAGAAGUCAAACGAUGGAGACGAUUGUUGAAAGCGAUGAUGUGCCAGUUUCACCCGAACACUCUUCGAGGAAAUCAGUAACGAACAAAUGCAACGGGACAUCAGAGAUUCUCAUGUCAAAAGUGGGUCAGACAUUGAACAAAUACUACAACACAGAAGACUGUCAAAACAACGCUGCUAGGGUAGACUUCUCUGUCAAUAACGGAAAUGAAAACUAUGAGAAAGAAAUGAUAUCGAUGAUUGAAAAUUGCAAAAUGCCAUCUAAAGUGAUCGCCCAUUUAAUGACAGAAAACCGAAGCAUCGGACCUGAACACGCCGUCGGCCUUGAGAAAGUUCUCGAAGAUGAGAAUGCAGCUUGCGUUUUGAACUAUUUGGGUGAUACUAGCGAAGUGGGCUUGAACAAAUGCAAUGAUCAACAUUUGAACAAUCAUGAACUGCCUAAAAAUGGAGAAAACGGGUUGAACACCGAAGACAUUUUAACAUGGAUGGGAAAAAACCAAGGUGUCAACAAUGCAGUCGGAUCAACGUACAAUGAUAUUUUGAAUAUGCUGAAAGUAUUAGAAAAAGAAGAAGUUGAAUCUAUAAAACUUGAUGCAGUUUCUUCCAGUCGGAGUGGAAACAACUCUGCUUGCAGCAUGGCACCUGCUGUCGGCGCAAAAGAUAUUUUGACAUUCCUCGAUGAACUUGACAGAAGUGAUUCUAGAAAUGAGUUUCACCAUACUGCACCACCGGUUCAAGAGGCUAAAAAUGAUUCACCUCCCUAUGAACCGCCCAAACCAGCGAUCCCGAUCGGAACAGGAAGGAUGGCGCAAUUGAUGGCUCUCGAUUCUGCUGAACUGGCAAAAAGAGUGAUGGCUAUGACCCUAGAGCUUGAAGAAAGGGAGUCAAUUUUGCACAGCACGACUGAGAGACUGAAAGAAAUAGAGGAAAAACAGGCUAAAAACAAACUGGACUCUGAUGCAACUGUGAAGAGACACCAGAAGUUCAUAGAUCAGCUUCUUACAGAGAAAAGACUUUUAGCUGAUCAAUGCGCCAGUUUGGUAAAAGAGAUGGAAGGCAAGCAUUCAAAAGCCCUUCAAGCCAUUGAUGAAAGGCACAACAUAGAGCUAAAAAAGCUACAAGAAAAAAUGCUCGCUGCAGAAAAAAUUAGAAGGGAGAAGUGGCUCGAGGAGAAAACAAAAAAAAUCAAAGAACAGACGGUGAAAGGCUUGGAGCCAGAACUGGAACGGAUGACUAGGACCCAUCAAGAAGAACUAGCUGAAAUUAGAAGAGCCCAUGAAAAAGAACUCGCUGAAAUGGAAGCGAGCUGCUCACGUAGAGUGAACGCAGCGAGAGAACAGUCUCUUCGAGACAGAGAGCAGGCCGUGACUGAAGAAAGGGAAGCUGCUAGGAAAAAGCUGGAACAUGAACUAAGUGAAGUUGAAAGAAGUUAUCAAGACCAAAGGCGAAGGCUCAUGGCAGAAGUAAGAGAUGAAAAAGAAAGAGUCGGCAGGGAAUCCGAAGCGAGCCUCUUGGCAAAAUCCAAGCAGCUUGAAGAAAAAUGGCAACAAGCUAAGCAAGAAUUGGACGAGAAGUUAGCAAUACAACAGGAAAAGCAUGAAGCUGAGCUGAAAAGUAUGAGAGAUAUGAUUGAAGCAGAGAGGCAAUCUUGGCUGAACCACCAGACGAGCACGCUUGCUGAAAAAGAACAGCAGAUAAGGGAACAGUGCAAGAAAGAACGAGACAGACAUAUCGACGCAGUCAUACGAAAGUUGGAUCAAGAGGCCCAAGAAAAAGAAAAAAUAGUCGAAUCAAAACUUAUGAAAGUUAAGGAACAGUACGAAGCGGAUCUAAAAGAUGCAGAGGCGAUCCAAGCCGAUUUGCGAAAGAAGCUUAAAGAGACUAGAAACGAAAAUCAACAAAAUGAAGAAAUGUUUGGAAAACUUAAAAGCCAAAUAAACCAUUUGGAAUUUCAGCUAACAACAGCGAGGCAGAAACUGGAAAUGGUAGAGAGGGAAGCGAGUGAAAAGAGUGCAAUAGCAAGGAGUGAGGUCUCUUCACAAAUCACAGCCCUUCAAAAAGAGCUCGCCGACGAGAGGUUUCGAAAAGAGGAAAUGCUAGCGUCUUUGCAAGCCGAGAAAGAAAAGGAGCUUCAGCAAGUUUACAAGAGAGUCAAAGAGGCGAUAUCGAAAAAAGAAGAGACAAUUCGGUUGGUACAGAAACAGCGGGAUGCGGCUCUUGAGCAGUGCAACCAACUAGAAAAUAUCCUAGAUCAACAGAGAAAGGACUUUGUACAAAGGAAACACCAUUAAUGUUCAUAAUGUUAAUUUUUGUACAUUUUAAUAAUUUA
This is a messenger RNA of Cimex lectularius (bed bug), 3487 nucleotides long. RefSeq names its product centrosomal protein of 131 kDa (gene dila). Gene Ontology annotation, biological process: regulation of centrosome duplication; cilium assembly; intraciliary transport involved in cilium assembly. The transcript is spliced from 15 exons. The coding region runs from base 333 to 3449 and encodes 1038 amino acids. NCBI's taxonomy places the organism in Eukaryota, Metazoa, Arthropoda, Insecta, Hemiptera, Cimicidae. The record is from RefSeq and is a predicted model, not a curated record. Gene Ontology annotation, cellular component: centriolar satellite.